Messenger RNA from Leptopilina boulardi, 4234 nucleotides. It is a transcript of the gene PH4alphaEFB, whose product is annotated as prolyl 4-hydroxylase subunit alpha-1. Gene Ontology annotation, molecular function: protein binding; procollagen-proline 4-dioxygenase activity; iron ion binding. Gene Ontology annotation, cellular component: endoplasmic reticulum. The transcript is spliced from 11 exons. NCBI's taxonomy places the organism in Eukaryota, Metazoa, Arthropoda, Insecta, Hymenoptera, Figitidae. The record is from RefSeq and is a predicted model, not a curated record. The coding region runs from base 480 to 2147 and encodes 555 amino acids. Gene Ontology annotation, biological process: peptidyl-proline hydroxylation to 4-hydroxy-L-proline.
GCUCGUUGUGUUCGAACGUUUCUCUCUCAGACACAUUACACCUCAAUUCACUAUCUUACUCUCUCUCUCUCUCUCACUCUCUCUCAAAACAACAUCAAGUUUAUAAAAGCCGGUAACCGCGUGGUGUGUGUGCUGUGUUCCCUUAAUAAGCACGCGGAUUCACGCGAAUUAAAUCGACCUACUUUAGAAAAACAAGAAAACUAGUUCGUCAACUUAUAAAUAAAUGUUUCUAUUUUGAAAAAAAAAAAAUUUUUUCUUUUAAACGGAAUAUAAAAAUUUUUUUUUUUAAAACUUGUGAUCGUGUGUGCGUUGGUAUCAGCUGUACCACUCAUCUCUCGCCAGGGGAUCAGAAGACUUUUUUUUUUUCUUCAUUCCUUUUUCGGGUAUGUGUCAACGUGAAAAUUUUUGAUGUAUUCGUUAAAACCCAUUGUCUAAAAGAUCGUGAAAUUGGAAUUUUUUUUUUUUUUUUUUUUGCAAAAAUGUCACGAAUAUCAUUGCUGCUCAUUGGAGCUUGUAUGAUGACCAUUUUCAAUAUGGGAAAUUGUGAGCUUUAUACGGCUUUGGCUGAUAUGGAGGAAUUAUUGGAGACGGAAGCUGUUCUGAUUGACACACUUCAUGGCUAUAUACAAGCACAGGAGCAACGAUUGGCAACUCUUCGUAGAAACGUUGAUGAUUAUUCGAGGGAACAUGAAGAUGCAUCACGCAAUAUUCAACAAUAUCUGUCAAAUCCAAUAAAUGCAUAUUUAUUGGUAAAAAGAUUAACCACUGAUUGGAAAAGAGUGGAGGAAUUAUUAACAGAAGAUGUUGGAAAUGCUUUUGUUGCAAACAUUACAAGUUCACGAAGCGACUUGAAAUUUCCGACAGACGAGGAUCUUAAUGGUGCUGCAGUUGCUUUAAUGAGGUUACAAGACACUUACAAGCUAGAAACAGCUCAAGUUGCAAAGGGCGUUCUCAAUGGGGUUCAAUAUAGUACUGGAUUAUCAGCUGGUGAUUGUUUUGAGCUUGGCAGACAGUCUUACAAUAAUGGCGACUAUUAUCACACUGUACUUUGGAUGCAAGAGGCCAUGGAUCGUCUCCAAGAGGAGCAAAACAGAACAACAACUUCCAAGCCAGAUAUCUUGGAAUACUUGGCAUUCUCCACUUAUAUGCAAGGAAACGUUGCAAGAGCACUGAGUAUGACAAAUGAACUUUUGGAAUUAGUGCCAACGCAUCAAAGAGCUUUAGGAAAUCGAGCAUAUUAUCAAGAAGAAAUUGAAAAAAAAUCUAGUCAAAUUAAAAAAAAACGAGGCGAAGAUGGUCAGGAUGAUAUUGGCCUAACAGAUCAACCCUUUACUGUGACGGAGAAGAAAAUCAAGACAUUGAAGGAAAUGACCGAGAGAGAGAGAUACGAAAUGCUAUGUCGAGGUGAAAUUUCACUACCCGCAGAUAUUCAAAAACAAUUGAAAUGUCGAUAUGUCGAGCGAGGAAUUCCAUUCUUGAAAAUAGCUCCCUUCAAAGAAGAAGAAGCUUAUCUCAACCCAAGAAUUGUGAUAUAUCACGAUGUAAUUUAUGACGAGGAAAUAGAGACCAUCAAAAGAUUGGCACAACCAAGAUUUAAGAGGGCUACAGUGCAAAAUUAUAAAACUGGUGAAUUGGAAAUUGCUCACUAUAGAAUUAGUAAGAGUGCAUGGCUUCAGGAACAUGAACACAAACAUGUUAAAGAUGUGAGCCGUCGUGUUGAAUAUAUGACAAGUUUGACUGUUGACACUGCCGAAGAACUUCAAGUUGUUAAUUAUGGUAUUGGCGGUCAUUAUGAGCCACACUUUGAUUUCGCAAGGAAAGAGGAAACGAACGCUUUCAAGAGUCUUGGCACUGGAAAUCGUAUUGCCACGGUUCUCUAUUAUAUGAGUGAUGUUGAACAAGGAGGUGGAACUGUUUUUACAAGAAUAAAUCUUUCAUUAUGGCCUAAAAAAGGAAGUGCAGCAUUUUGGUACAAUCUCAAACCAAAUGGAGGUGGUGAUUUUUUAACGAGACAUGCCGCCUGUCCUGUACUUACGGGAUCAAAAUGGGUUGCGAACAAAUGGCUGCAUGAGUCAGGACAAGAAUUUUUGAGGCCCUGUACAUUGGAAAAUCAACCGGAGGAUACUGAAAUUCCUUAUACCUUUUAAAAUUAAAAUGAGCGAAAAAAAAGAACUAGAACAAUGAAUUCAUUGAGAACUUGCCAAAAAAAGAAAGAAAAUCGAGAAUAGAUUUCUCUAUAUAGAAUCUUUUCUUGUGAAUAAUGAGAAUCUAUGAGGCUGCUUAUAAUCACAAUAUUGAAAAAUUUUUUCUCAAUGAAUUCAGUGAAAUUUAUUUUCCUUUUUUUUUUCUUUUUUUUGAAAAAAUGUUAAGUUUACUUCACACGAAGGUGUUGAUUGAAGCAAAAAUGCUUUUGUCAACAAUUUCUCUCGUUAAAAUAGCGACAAAUUUUCGUAUCGAAAUUUUUAAAAUACAUAUCGGCAAAGACUGCGAUAAAAAAAAACAAAAUUAACAGAUUUUUUUAUAAUAUUCGUUUGCAAAUAAAUUUGUUACAUUUUUUCAGGGGGAAUUUAACGAAUUAAGAGACUGAUAAUUGGCUUAAUGUAUGAGUAUAAUCAUCUAUUUAUCAAAGUUUCAAAAAAUUUUUACUUUUGACAAUAUUGUAUAAAAAAAGAACAAGACUGCUUUGUGACAAAUUCUAAAUAUUCUAUUUUAAAUUUUUUUCUUCCAUUAUGGAAAACUAAUUUUUAUUAAGAAAAAACAUUUAUUUAGAAUUUUUAAUUAAAUAUCUAUUCUAAUUAUACAAAAAAAAAAAACUUUCUUAUUCUAUUGAAUAAUUUAAUUCAAUUAUUAUUAUUGUUGAAUUGAAGUUUACGUACAUAAUUUUUAUGUGAAAAAAUUAAUUUUGAAUUCUUUAUUAAUAUUAAGUCUUGAUUCAAUUAAAAUAAAUAGCCAAUGGAAAUGUGUAGUGUAAAUAAUUGAAACAUAUUAAAUAAAUAUAUAAUAGAAACUUUUUUUUCGGAAAUUUAAGAUUAGAGAGAUUUUGAAAGAAUGAUAUUUUAGAAUAACAAAAUAAUCGCAAAGAAAAAAUGUGAUACUGCAAAAAUUUCAAAGACACACAAAAAAAUUAUUUGAGUUCUAUAAUUGGAUUUUUUUUUUUUUUUUUUUUGCAGUAAUUUAGAUAGGAAACUUAAUUUUAUAAAUAUUUCUUAUCGUCAAAAUGAUCAAACAUUGAGUGUUUCAACAAUCGAAUUUGAUAAAUUUUUCUAAAUAUAAAUAUAAUUCUCCUAUAAAUAUUAGAAAAAAGAAUAACAAAUUUUCAAUAUUCGAAUAUCUUUUAGAAUAUCGUGUCAAAAUUUCCAUUUUAUUCAAAAUAAUAUCAACAAAAAAUGAAUUUAAAUUAUAAAAUUUUAAUCUCCUCUUUAUAAGAAAUUAAAAAAUAAAGAACAAAAGAAAUAACACCUAUUAAGAAAAUUAAUAGUAAUUUUCUCAUUUUUUAAUUCUAUUUGUUUAAUAAAUAAAAAAUUUAUUUUUUUUGUAUCUGGUUUGCAAAAUAGACGAUAGGAAAACAAAUUACGUACUUUAUACUAUGAAAGUAUGAAUGAGAGUGCGAGAAGGUUUCACUGAAUUAUAAUACGAAAAUAAUUGUGAAUAGAUUAAAGUUAAUGAAAAAUGAUAAAAAAUUCAAAUGAUGUAAACGCGAUUUUGUGAGUACCAAUAAUAAAUUUAUUGGUAGCUCAAUGUAUACAUAUUAAGGAUUCCCAUAUUCAAAGAUUUUUUUUUUAUCUCAAUUUGUACAAAACAGAAAUUUCUUUUUAAGGUAUUUAUAAAAAUACAAACUUGCAAAAAAAUUAAAAAAAAAGUUGUGUAAAAUUUGUAUAAUUAAAUAAUUUAAUGAAAUUUUAAUUAGAAAAAAAAAAGAAAAAGUGAAACCGUUUCGUGGCGAAACUGAUGAAAGCUCAAUGAAAGAUAGAAAUUUGUUUGUAUAUAAUUAUAUAAAUAAAAAAAAUAUAUAUAUAUAUAGACAAUUAAUAGCUUUCGAGAAAGAAUUUUAAUUUUGAAAAUUAUCAUUUUUAUGAAAAUCGCGGAAAAGUCAUUAAGCUAUACAGUUUAUACAUAUAUAUAUUACUUAAGGUCGUACAUAAGGAUCGUUACAUAGCAUAUUAUGUAUAUACAAAUAUAUCUAAAAAAAAAAAUAAUAAAUCGACAAAUAAAAAUUUUCGAAUUAACUAGUCAA